UCGUUUUCUGGUCCUUGCCCGUCCUCUCUGCUUUCGAUGAUAGAUGAACGGCGUAUGGAUCCCAGCCUCGGCUUCUGUUCUGCUUCGCAGAGUCGUUAAUGUCAUUUCGACUCUGUCCAUCACGCACCAUUACCUCCCUCGUUCAGACCCGGAGGGGGAUACUCAGGGAAAAUUUGUCAAACCGAGGAGCUCGAAGUGUUUGAGAGAUGCAUUCGACUGGAACUGGAGACCGGCUUCACUGGUGCUAAAUGAACCGAAGCUGACGCAGGAAAGUGUUGCAGCUGCUGCCGGAAUUUCUAUUCCAUGGCCUCUACUUCGUUGGCCGUCGAAUAACCUGCGUUUCUCUCGCCAUCCUACGCCACAGUCGAAUGAACCAUCUGGGCCACACUUGACUCCCAAUUCAAAUCCAGACCCAAAACCCCCUCCAUCCACCAAUAAACCACCCCCUCCUCCUCCAAAGAGUAAUGAACAAAAGGCCGAGAACCCCGAUACACUCCACCGUCUGUUACGAAAUCCAGUCCUCUACGAUCCUGUCCGGGCGCCACGUUAUCCUAUAGUUCUUUGCCAUGGUCUUUACGGUUUUGAUGUCAGAGGGCCUUCUGCGUUUCCUAGUCUGCGGAUGCAGUACUGGUCCACCAUCCUUGGCAUCCUUCGCAAGACCAUCGGCGCCGAAGUGAUCGUCACGUCGGUACCAGGGACGGGAUCAAUUGCUUCUCGCUCCGAACAGCUUAAUAGAUAUUUGGAGAAGAAGGCUCCAGGCAGAGGCCUUAAUUUCAUGGCGCACUCCAUGGGAGGGCUUGACUGCCGUCAUCUAAUUACGCACGUCAAACCUACGGAGUAUACUCCUCUAUCGUUGACUACUAUCGCAACGCCACAUCGAGGAAGUCCAUUCAUGGACUGGUGUACGGACUACCUCGGCAUCGGAAGAAAUCUCCCAGAGAAGGAACAAACAUUUCAAGCCGCCCGUACAGCACUCGACUCCUCAAACGCCGCCCAUGCCUCAUCCUCCGACAUGUCCUCCCGCUCAGAUCCCAAAUCCGACCCCAAACAAACCGGCUCAUCAUCGCCCCUCAUAGCACUCACGUCCCUCCCCUCCUCCUUCACCACCCUUCUUCUCUCAAUGUUCGACUCACCCGCCUACGCGAACUUGACCACGACCUACCUCAAUACAGUCUUCAACCCCGCCACGCCUGAUGACCCGAGCGUGAAGUAUUUCAGCGUCGCGGGGAGGACGGAGAGCAUGAACGUCUGGCAUCCGCUCUGGCUUCCCAAACUCGUCACAGACGGUGCCGAAGCUAAAGACAGAGCGCGUCUCCGCGCGGAAGCAUCUUCCGCCCUCGGUCUCAAUUCACUCGACCCUUCCGCUUCUACUCAAUACUCCCUGCGAAAUGGCGAGAAAUCACUUCCUCCAUGGGAGAACGACGAGCUUUGGGGAAACGACGGGUUGGUCACUCUUCAGAGCGCGAGGUGGGGUGAGUUUUUGGGUACGAUGGAGGGGAGCGAUCAUUGGGAGUUGAGGGGUGCUAGUGGGAUCGAGGUGGAUGUGGAUUUGAAGCAGAGCGUGAGGGGGUGGAACAAUUUGGAUUGGACUCGGUUUGUUAGGGCUUGGAGGAAGGAGGAGGGGGAUAGGAAGGAUAGGGAGAGUAGAGCUGGGGCGUCGUCGUCGGUGGCGGCAAAAGAGGUAUUUGGGGGUCAGGCGUUGAGGCCUUCGCCGUUGAAGCUUGGCGCGAAUGUUCCGGGGCUGCAUGAAGAGCAUAGGCAUGAUGGAGAGGAUAUGCUCAAGAGCUCGACGGAGAAACUCUCGGCUGUGUUCGAUUGGAUCAUCGACCAAGUCCCGUCCACGGAAGAUAUCCCGUCGAAAUUACCGUCAUUGCCUUUACUGGGUAUCAACAGCAAGUCGGACGAGGAGAAGAGGGAGGAGGUGAAGAGGAAGGAGAAGGAGAAGCGAGAAGGUAAGAGGGAGGCGGCGGCGAAGACCGGGAGGAGGAAGAGUGAUCUUGAGACUGAGAAAGAUUUGGAGAGGUUUUAUGUUGCUUUGGCGAGGAAGUUAUAUGAGGAGGGGUUGUGAGCAUACUCAGUGCGUGCGUCGGCUGGGUCUUUCCAUUCUUGGCGUGUGUGAUGUUGUGUACGAUUGAGGGUGAUAAUAUCCCCCUUCAUGGCUUCUGAAGUCUUGCAAUAUAUGGCAAUAUUUGACUGGGC
Molecule: messenger RNA, 2199 nt
Organism: Stereum hirsutum FP-91666 SS1
Lineage: Eukaryota; Fungi; Basidiomycota; Agaricomycetes; Russulales; Stereaceae
Product: alpha/beta-hydrolase
Exons: 5
Coding region: 44-2068 (674 amino acids)
Molecular function (GO): triacylglycerol lipase activity
Source: RefSeq, a predicted model, not a curated record